AUGACUGCGGCAGCGAACUGGGUGGCGAACGGGGCGAGCCUGGAGGAUUGUCACUCCAACCUCUUCUCGCUGGCUGAACUCACGGGAAUCAAAUGGCGUAGGUACAAUUUUGGAGGGCACGGGGACUGUGGACCCAUAAUUUCAGCCCCGGCCCAAGAUGAUCCAAUCCUGUUAAGUUUCAUCCGUUGUCUGCAAGCCAACUUGCUAUGCGUAUGGCGUCGUGAUGUCAAACCAGAUUGCAAAGAAUUAUGGAUAUUCUGGUGGGGAGAUGAACCCAAUUUAGUGGGCGUAAUACAUCAUGAACUGCAAGUUGUGGAAGAAGGACUCUGGGAAAAUGGCCUUUCCUAUGAAUGUCGGACGCUACUCUUCAAAGCAAUCCACAAUCUGUUAGAAAGGUGCCUAAUGGAUAAGAACUUCGUUAGGAUUGGGAAAUGGUUUGUUCGACCGUAUGAAAAGGAUGAAAAGCCAGUCAACAAAAGUGAACAUUUGUCCUGUGCUUUCACAUUCUUUCUUCACGGGGAAAGUAAUGUAUGCACAAGUGUGGAGAUUGCCCAACACCAGCCAAUUUAUUUGAUCAAUGAGGAGCAUAUACAUAUGGCUCAGUCUUCACCUGCACCAUUUCAAGUACUGGUCAGUCCUUAUGGAUUAAAUGGCACGCUAACAGGCCAAGCAUACAAGAUGUCCGACCCAGCCACCCGUAAGUUGAUUGAGGAAUGGCAGUAUUUCUACCCAAUGGUGCUGAAAAAGAAAGAAGAAUUGAAAGAAGAGGAGUUGGGAUAUGACAAUGAUUUCCCCGUGGCAGUUGAAGUAAUUGUUGGUGGUGUCCGGAUGGUUUAUCCUUCAGCUUUUGUUCUGAUUUCUCAGAAUGAUAUCCCAGUUCCUCAGAGCACUGCAAGUGCUGGAGGCCAUAUUUCCGUUGGGCAGCAGGGACUUGGUAGUGUGAAGGACCCAAGUAACUGUGGGAUGCCUCUCACCCCGCCCACCUCUCCAGAACAGGCCGCCACAGGUGAGAGUGGAGGUGCUCAGAGUGCUGUCAGUCACUUAGGUUCCCAAGAUGGGGGGAUGAUAACUAUGCACAGUCCAAAGAGAUCGGGGAAGAUUCCUCUAAAACUCCACAAUCAUAUGGUCCAUCGAGUCUGGAAGGAAUGCAUCCUCAACAGAACGCAAUCCAAGAGGAGCCAAGUGUCAACUCCAACUCUUGAAGAAGAGCCUGCUAACAAUCCUGCUACUUGGGAUUUUGUGGAUCCAACCCAAAGAGUCAGCUGUUUUUGCUCUAGGCAUAAACUUUUAAAACGUGCCGUAGGAACCAACCGACCUCCCACAAUAUCUCAACCAGGGUUCAAUGCAGGACCAUCAUCAUCUUCAUCUUUACCACCUCCUGCUUCUUCUAAGCACAAAACUACAGAAAGACAGGAAAAGGGAGACAAGUUGCAAAAAAGACCCUUGAUACCAUUUCACCAUAGGCCCUCUGUGGCCGAAGAGUUAUGCAUGGAACAGGAUACACCAGGGCAGAAGCUAGGGUUGGCAGGGAUAGACUCCUCCUUAGAGGUGUCCAGCAGUAGGAAGUAUGAUAAGCAAAUGGCCGUGCCUUCCAGAAACACAAGCAAGCAAAUGAAUCUGAAUCCUAUGGAUUCACCUCAUUCCCCUAUUUCCCCUCUGCCGCCAACACUCAGCCCUCAGCCACGAGGUCAGGAAACGGAGACUCUGGACCCACCAUCUGUCCCUGUGAAUCCAGCCCUCUAUGGAAAUGGGAUGGAACUCCAGCAGUUGUCUACUCUGGAUGACAGAACUGUCCUCGUAGGCCAAAGACUGCCUCUGAUGGCAGAGGUCAGCGAGACAGCCUUAUAUUGUGGGAUUAGGCACUCGAACCCGGAGUCAUCAGAUAAGUGGUGGCAUAGUUUUUGUCUCCCACCCAUUGAUGAUGUUGAGUUCCGGCCUCCAGAACUUCAGGGUGAGAGGUGUGAUGCCAAAAUGGAGGUAAACUCAGAGAGCACUGCAUUGCAAAGACUCUUAGCACAACCUAAUAAACGGUUUAAAAUCUGGCACGACAAGCAGCCCCAGAUGCAGCCACUCCACUUCCUUGACCCAUUGCCUCUUUCACAACAACCUGGAGACAGUUUGGGAGAAGUCAAUGACCCAUAUACCUUUGAGGACGGUGACAUAAAAUACAUCUUUACAGCAAACAAGAAAUGCAAACAAGGGACGGAAAAAGAUUCCCUGAAAAAGAAUAAGUCAGAGGAUGGAUUUGGUACCAAGGAUGUCACUACACCAGGUCAUUCCACGCCGGUGCCUGAUGGGAAAAAUGCCAUGUCUAUUUUCAGUUCUGCUACUAAAACAGAUGUCCGGCAAGAUAAUGCUGCUGGCAGAGCUGGCCCCAGUAGCCUUACGCAGGUGACAGAUUUGGCACCUUCCCUGCAUGACUUAGACAACAUCUUUGAUAAUUCUGAUGAUGACGAACUUGGGGCUGCAUCACCUGCACUUCGUUCAUCAAAAAUGCCAACGGUUGGGACUGAAGAGCGACCUCUUGGGAAGGAUGGAAGAGCUGCUGUUCAUUACGCACCAACAGUUGCAGACCUGCAAAGGAUGUUCCCCACCCCCCCUUCUUUGGAGCAGCACCCUGCGUUUUCUCCUGUGAUGAGCUAUAAAGACGGGGUCAGCUCAGAGACAGUGACAGCAUUAGGCAUGAUGGAGAGUCCUAUGGUCAGUAUGGUUUCAACACAACUCACCGAAUUCAAGAUGGAAGUGGAAGAUGGCUUAGGAAGCCCCAAGCCAGAGGAAAUAAAGGACUUUUCAUAUGUGCACAAAGUUUCAACUUUUCAACCUUUCGUGGGAUCCUCCAUGUUUGCUCCACUGAAGAUGUUGCCGAGCCAAUGCCUGCUACCUCUGAAGCUACCUGAUUCCUGUCAGUUCCGGCCUUCGUGGGCAAUCCCUCCUAAAAUUGAACAACUGCCCAUGCCCCCUGCAGCCACUUUUGUUAGAGAUGGCUACAACAAUGUGCCUAGUGUCGGGAGCCUAGCAGACCCAGACUAUCUGAACACACCCCAGAUGAACACACCAGUGACGCUGAACAGUGCUGCCCCAGCCAGCAACAGUGGAGCAGGAGUUCUGCCAUCGCCAGCAACCCCUCGCUUCUCUGUCCCCACGCCACGAACCCCCAGGACCCCAAGAACUCCCAGAGGUGGGGGUACUGCCAGUGGUCAAGGGUCUGUUAAAUAUGACAGCACCGAUCAGGGGUCACCAGCCUCUACCCCCUCUACCACGCGGCCCCUUAACUCUGUGGAGCCUGCCACCAUGCAACCAAUUCCAGAAGCCCACAGUCUCUAUGUCACCCUGAUUCUCUCUGAUUCUGUGAUGAACAUCUUUAAAGACAGAAACUUUGACAGCUGCUGCAUCUGUGCCUGCAACAUGAACAUCAAAGGGGCAGAUGUCGGGCUUUACAUCCCCGAUUCUUCCAACGAGGACCAGUACCGCUGUACCUGUGGGUUCAGUGCGAUCAUGAAUCGCAAACUUGGUUACAAUUCGGGACUCUUCCUGGAAGAUGAGUUGGAUAUUUUUGGGAAGAAUUCUGAUAUCGGUCAGGCUGCUGAGAGGCGCUUAAUGAUGUGUCAGACCACCUUCCUUCCUCAGAUGGAGGCAGCCAGAAAACCCCAGGAGCCACCUAUAAGCCUCCUCCUCCUCCUCCAGAAUCAACACACACAACCUUUUGCUUCACUGAGUUUCCUGGACUACAUUUCCUCUCACAAUCGCCAAACUCUUCCCUGCGUAAGCUGGAGUUAUGACCGGGUGCAAGCAGACAAUAACGAUUACUGGACGGAAUGCUUUAACGCCUUGGAGCAGGGGCGGCAGUAUGUGGAUAAUCCCACCGGGGGGAAAGUGGACGAAGCGCUGGUGAGAAGUGCCACUGUGCACUCUUGGCCUCAUAGCAACGUGCUGGACAUCAGCAUGCUCUCCUCCCAGGAUGUGGUCCGUAUGCUGCUGUCCCUGCAGCCCUUUCUCCAAGACGCCAUCCAGAAGAAGCGCACGGGCAGGACCUGGGAGAACAUCCAGCAUGUGCAGGGGCCGCUCACCUGGCAGCAGUUCCACAAAAUGGCAGGCCGGGGCACCUACGGUUCAGAAGAGUCUCCUGAGCCGCUGCCCAUCCCCACCCUGCUGGUAGGCUAUGACAAAGACUUCCUCACCAUCUCGCCCUUCUCCUUGCCGUUUUGGGAGAGGCUGCUGUUGGACCCAUAUGGGGGCCACCGGGAUGUUGCCUAUAUUGUGGUGUGUCCAGAAAAUGAGGCCUUGCUCGAAGGAGCCAAAACUUUCUUCAGGGACUUGAGCGCUGUCUAUGAGAUGUGUAGGCUUGGGCAGCAUAAGCCCAUCUGCAAAGUGCUACGUGAUGGGAUCAUGCGUGUGGGGAAGACCGUGGCACAGAAGCUGACGGACGAGCUUGUGAGUGAGUGGUUUAACCAGCCGUGGAGCAGCGAGGAGAAUGACAAUCAUUCCAGACUCAAACUGUAUGCGCAAGUUUGCCGCCAUCACCUAGCACCUUAUUUAGCCACUCUGCAGCUUGAUAGCAGCCUGUUGACGCCACCUAAGUACCAGACCCCACCAGCAGCAGCACAGGGACAAGCUACUUCUGGGAACACUGGGCCUUUAGCUCCAAAUGCAGGAUCUGCAGCUCCCUCCGCUGGUGGUGCAUUUAAUCCCACCUCCAAUGGCAGUUCUGCGAAUCCUGCAGCAAGUAGUUCUGCAUCUGGUUCCAGCGUGCCACCAGUCUCAUCCUCUGUCUCUGCUCCCGUCGCUAACCAGCUAGGCACUACCUCCUCGUCAGGAUUCAGUGGUAGUGUUGGAGGGCAGAACCCCAGCUCUGGGACCAGUUCUGCUGAUAGAACACAGGGGAACAUAGGCUGUGGUGGAGACCCUGAGUCUGGGCAGAGCUCCUCUCAGCCCUCACAGGACGGACAAGAAAGUGCUACAGAGAGAGAGAGAAUAGGAAUUCCGACCGAGCCUGACUCCGCAGACAGCCAAGCCUAUCCUCCAGCUGUUGUCAUUUACAUGGUGGACCCCUUCACCUACACUGCAGAGGAAGACUCUACCUCUGGAAACUUUUGGCUGUUGAGUUUGAUGCGCUGCUACACAGAGAUGCUGGAUAAUUUACCUGAGCAUAUGAGAAAUUCUUUCAUUCUCCAGAUUGUGCCUUGCCAGUCCAUGCUGCAGACAAUGAAGGAUGAACAAGUUUUCUACAUUCAAUACUUGAAGUCCAUGGCAUUUUCAGUGUACUGCCAGUGCAGGCGACCUCUGCCUACACAGAUCCACAUUAAGUCCCUCACAGGGUUCGGGCCUGCCGCCAGCAUUGAGAUGAUUCUCAAGAACCCGGAGCGGCCUAGCCCCAUCCAGCUUUACUCCCCUCCUUUUAUAUUGGCCCCAAUCAAAAACAAGCAGACAGAAGCCCCAAACAAAGACAAGCAGACAGAGCUGGGAGAGAUACCUGGCGAAGGGAGCCAGAAAUACAAUGUGCUCUUUGUGGGCUAUUGUUUGUCUCACGACCAGCGCUGGCUUUUGGCUUCCUGCACUGACCUCCAUGGGGAGUUGCUAGAAACCUGCAUUGUAAAUAUUGCUUUACCAAACAGAUCACGGAAGAGUAAAGUAUCUGCACGUAAAAUUGGACUACAGAAGUUAUGGGAAUGGUGCAUAGGUAUUGUCCAAAUGACCUCUCUACCCUGGAGAGUUGUUAUUGGGCGGCUCGGGCGUCUUGGCCACGGGGAGCUUAAAGAUUGGAGUAUCCUCCUUGGAGAAUGUUCACUGCAGACAAUCAGUAAACGGCUCAAGGAAAUGUGCCGGAUGUGUGGAAUCUCUGCCACAGACUCUCCUUCUAUCCUUAGUGCCUGCCUGGUUGCCAUGGAGCCCCAGGGGUCCUUUGUAGUGAUGCCAGAUGCUGUCACAAUGGGCUCUGUUUUUGGCCGAAGUACUGCAUUAAACAUGCAGUCAUCUCAGCUUAACACCCCUCAAGAUGCUUCUUGUACACACAUCUUGGUAUUCCCGACAUCUUCAACCAUCCAAGUGGCUCCAGCCAACUAUCCCAACGAAGAUGGGUUUAGCCCCAACAAUGAUGACAUGUUUGUUGACCUACCAUUCCCAGAUGAUAUGGACAAUGACAUUGGCAUAUUAAUGACUGGGAACCUCCAUUCCUCCCCCAACUCCUCCCCGGUCCCCUCCCCCGGCUCUCCUUCUGGAAUCGGUGUGGGGUCUCACUUCCAGCACAGCCGGAGCCAGGGCGAGCGCCUUCUCUCCCGAGAGGCUCCGGAGGAGCUGAAGCAGCAGCCGCUGGCCCUGGGGUACUUCGUGUCAACUGCCAAAGCGGAGAACCUGCCCCAGUGGUUCUGGUCAUCGUGUCCCCAGGCUCAGAACCAGUGUCCCCUCUUCCUAAAGGCGUCACUGCAUCACCACAUCUCUGUAGCACAGACGGACGAACUUCUCCCCGCCCGCAACUCCCAGUGGGUUCCACAUCCUCUCGACUCCAAAACCACAUCUGAUGUUCUGAGGUUUGUUCUGGAGCAGUACAACGCUCUGUCCUGGCUCACGUGCAAUCCGGCCACCCAGGACCGCACCUCCUGCCUUCCUGUCCACUUUGUGGUGCUCACUCAGUUGUACAACGCCAUCAUGAAUAUACUCUAA
Molecule: messenger RNA, 6657 nt
Organism: Pipistrellus nathusii (Nathusius's pipistrelle)
Lineage: Eukaryota; Metazoa; Chordata; Mammalia; Chiroptera; Vespertilionidae
Source: the annotation of a GenBank genome assembly